Messenger RNA from Geosmithia morbida, 144 nucleotides. RefSeq lists its product as uncharacterized. Lineage: Eukaryota; Fungi; Ascomycota; Sordariomycetes; Hypocreales; Bionectriaceae. The transcript has 2 exons. The record is from RefSeq and is a predicted model, not a curated record. The coding region runs from base 1 to 144 and encodes 47 amino acids.
AUGGCGCGCCCGCGCUCCCCCCGUAUCCCUUGCGCUCCCUCCCCUCUGUACGUGUGGGUAGCGCGUGUUUCUUAUUCUGUCCCCAUCCCAUGGGCCGUGGGCUGCGGCCCAUACGACGUGGCUAAGAUGCUUGGACUGUUCUGA